Durusdinium trenchii is the source of this 5394-nucleotide messenger RNA. NCBI's taxonomy places the organism in Eukaryota, Dinophyceae, Suessiales, Symbiodiniaceae. The record is from the annotation of a GenBank genome assembly.
AUGCUAGGCCGCUUAAGUGGUUCACCGACGGAUUUGGGAACGGUAUUGCCAUUUUGUGGGGUGAAGCCCAGAAGCGCCUCUCCAAGGUUGCCUUCCCUCUUCUUGAGCGGAUGCGCCGAUGCGGCGCUGCCGCAAGCGUGUGCACAUCCAGAUCCAUCCAUCCGCAGUGGUGAUACAGAGGUCAAAGUGUACUUCGGCUGCGGCUGCUUUUGGCAUGUGCAGCAUGAGUUCGUGGUCGACGAGAUGACCAAGCUCUGCCGGCAAGAUGGUAACAUCACCGCGCGGACUGCAUAUGCUGGUGGGACUCACAUGGACAAUGGAUUGGUAUGUUACCACAACGCAUUGGGAAAGGCGGACUAUGGGCAACUCGGGCACUCCGAAGUGGUCUCAAUGAGCGUGCCCGUCUCAGCUUUUGCCACCUUCGCGCAGACCUUCUGGGACAUAUGCCCCAAAGGAGUCAGGAGAGAUGUUCAAGAUAUUGGAGGCGAAUAUCGUUCCGUCGUCGGGCUUCCUGGUGGAAUCCACUCGUCGCUGAUGAAGGAUCUUGCCUCAUCUGCAACUGCCAAGUUGGUGCCUGGCACAGGCAAUGAAGGAGACACCUUGGGCAGCGACACUGUGAUAGUCUAUGAUAGUGAUCACUUCCCUGCUCAUGUUGCAGAGAAGUAUCAUCAGUUCCACGAUGAUAUGAUGGAUCACUAUGGAGGCGCCUAUCACGCCCUCCGAGGAUUUGCCGCCAGACGCGUGGCAGAUGAGAACCUCAUCGUUUACGCCGAGACUGGCUCUGGGAAGACCUUGGUGGCCGAGCUGGCCAUUAAGGAGGCGCUCAAGCAGCAGCCAGAGAAGAGGUGUGCAUUCCUAGUGACUGCAACUCGAUUGCUGGCGCAUCAGCAGUGGCAGCGCCUCUUGGACUCCCUGCGGGAGGAGGAUCCAUCCACGCUUUCCGAGGAUGUGGUGGAGGUGACCGGCUACACCACCAGCGACUGGUGUUUGGAGCAGUGGCGGGACUGCAUGAGCCGUUCGAAGGUGCUGGUGGGCACCAUCGAGACCCUUUGCCGGGCCAUUGUGGACCACGGCUAUCUCAGCUUGUCGGAAUUCUCCCUUGUGGUCAUCGAUGAGUGCCACAAGGCCACUGGCGACAGCCCUGGAGCAGAAAUCCUGCACCGGAUAGCCUCUUCGUCACCAAGGGUCUUGGGACUCACGGCAUCCUAUGCCAACGACAAGGCCACCACAGCGGAGGGCUUCCAGCAGAGCCGCAGAACCUUGCAGGCCCUUUUUCGUGGACAGGUGCACACCUGUGAUGUUCCUCAGCGCCGCAAGCCGCGCUUCAAGAAGAUUGAGUACAUAGCACCUCAGCUUGGAGCCCAAAGGUUAGCCGAGGAGGUUUGCCACCGGCUUUGGGAAGAGCUGCGGAAGGCUGACGUGAGAGAACCCAAGGAGGCACAACGACUCGUCCAGCAGAUGGUCGAUCUGCUUCAAGAGCUGGGCUCCGAAGCUUUUCUGCAUGGCCUGGAGCAUGGUGUCGUGGCGCAAAUGGAAGGUCGCAUUGACAACUUCUCCAAGAUCUUGGAGAGAAAGUCAUUGGCGCAGAUUUACCAGGUUGAUCUGGAAAAGUUGAAGCUGGCCCUGCGUGGGGUGGUGGAGUCCGUCAAACAGAUGGACAUCCUGAGGAGCUUUGAUGCAAGCUCUCCGAAGCUCUGUGCAUUGCUCCAGUGCUUGGAACAAGAAUUGGGCACAAACGAGACGUCUUGCGGAAUGGUCUUUGUUUCAAAGGUGGCCUUGGCUCUCCCGCUGGCUGCCGUGUUAGAGCAGAAGCUAGCGAAUGUCGCCAUUGGCGCGGUGAGCGGGGUGAAUUCCAUGACGGAGCUUUCGCGCAACAAGGCAUUCUUGGAUUUCCGAGAAGGCCGCACUCGGCUCCUCGUGUGCACCCAGUGCGCGGAAGAAGGCCUCGACGUGGCUGAGUGCUCCUUUGUCAUACGCUUCCAGGAGUUUGAGACCACCCGCAGCCACGUGCAAGGAGUUGGCCGCGCGAGGAAGGAGGAGGCACGCGUCUACUAUUUUGAGAACUGCCCCGACUUGGAAUGCCAACGUGCAGAAGUCAUGGACACAGUAGCCCGAAAGGCUGAGGCGGUGAUCCCUGUAGCGCUGCCUCCAUACUGCCGAAGGAGCGACGUGCAUCCCUUCACAGUGCCUGGAAGUGGCGCCGAAGUGAACUUCAGGAGUGCUCCUUGCAUUUUGUCAGAGUACAUUAGCCAGACUGCAGGAGGCCUAUCUUUCAAGAGUCUGAAGGUUGAUGGGGGUGUCUUAUUUGCUGGCCCAACAGGGGGUCUGAAGCUCUUAGAAAAGGACGUAUGCAGGCUGAUGGCGGAACAUAUCGAUGUGGACACCGACACAUUAUUGAAAUAUGUGUCGGUCUUGGCGCUCCAUUCUCAAGGGUGGCUAGAUUGCCACAACACUGUGCCCAAGCGCAUCCUGCGACAAUCUGCCAGGUGGUACAGGUCUGCGCUAGAAGCAGAGCCAAUCGCGUGUCCGGAGCUCCGCUGCUUGGUCUCCCGCAUCUCGCCAUCGGCGCCCGCCCACCUGAGCAGUCGGGAGCGCACACAUGUGGCCAGCGGCGCAGAGCAGGUUGAGCUGGGCCGUCGACGUCUCAAGCCUGAUGAGAUCUUAAACACGCAGUUGACGGUCAACCAGACCUUUUCCAACGGCAGCAAUGUGCUUCAAGCGAUGGCAGACAUCGUCUUGGGUACAAAGGACGUCAAGGAUUUUCCUUGCAUCAGGGUCGCUUGGAGUGUGGCUGGGCAAUGCUGGUAUUCAGCGGACAACCGGCGACUCUUCAUCUUCAAGGUAGUGAUGCCUUUGAUCGACCUGACCGACAUCGAGGUUGACGAGAUCAACUGGACCUCUGAAUUCGACUGUAAAAACAGGCAAGCGGAAAGAUGGGGGAAGGUGUGGGCGACCCACGAGAAGAGUGUGCGACAAGUGCGUCACAAGCUUCUUGAGCUCUUGGCUGGACAAGGUGAUGAAGGAGAUCCUGAGUUUCAUGACGAGGACGAGAGAUCGGCAUCGAUUCUUCGGCGUUUGCCCGAUGCAGCUGUUCUCAUGGACGGCGUCGAUGUUCGCGCAGAAGGAUCAGUUGGCGCACACCAUCAGUCCGAGCUCUCCAGGCCCCAAUGGGACCGGACUGGCCAUCCGCAGGGGCAGCUUCAGGCUGAUGUUCUCGAAGAGGUUGAAGAUCGUGGCCGUGCGCCAGAACUGCAGGAUGCUUACCACUUGCCAGCAGCUCCCUCCCGCAAUGUGGCCUACUUGGAGGGCACCACGCGGCCGAGCACCAAAGCGGCCCACGCCGUGCAGCCGACAGCCUUCCAUCGUGUGCUAGGCGAAGCAGAGCCGGAGCGAGAGCCCCUGGAGCGCAUGGAGGUGAUUCAAGGUGGCAGCCCUGAAGCGGAGGAGCUUCUCCGACGUGUGGGGCUGACCUUGUCGCGGAGUUGCAAGCGCGAAGACGAGGAAAGUGCGGUCAGUCUUUUGAAGGAGGCCCUGGAAGGCCAUUGUCGCCUCAAGGAUUUUGAGGAACUCCCAUGGACUUGGCAGGACUUCGGUGACAAGAGCUUUCGCUCCGUGGUGAUCGUGGCCGGGAAGCGCUUCGUCGGGGACGAGGCGAGCAACAAGAAGUCGGCCAAGAAGAAGGCUGCACUUGCUGCCAUCCGAGGCCUUUGCCAACUCGUGGAGCCGGCAGAGCCCUCGGCGGCGGAGCCGCCUGCGAUGUCCUCGACGAGUGAAGGGUCGGAGGACUCUUGGCACGUCGUGCGCCUGGAAGAUCUGGAUGACAUCGAAGUGGUGACAGCGACAGGCCAUGAUGUUCCAAGUGGCUAUGUACGACUGGAGUUGGUUUUCGAGCCUACCCAGAAGUUCUUCAACCCGAAGAAUGAAUUGCUGGAUCACCUUCAGGGUGCUUUAGGACGAAGCCCAAGUCCGUCCGAGCUGCGCUUUGCCUUCAAAGGGCGUGAUGGCUUCUGGCGCUGCCGGGCUGAGGCGAACAUGCCAAUGCUGCAGGGCAGCUUCGAAGGGAUCCCUGCCGAGAGCCAACGGCAGGCUGAGCAGAACGCUGCGUGGCGCGUUGUAGAGAAGAUGAAGUUGAUCCAGGUUCGCGAGAUGGAGAAGACCUGCACGGUGAAGGACAUUCUCAGGACACUUCCAAGCGAGAACCUUGAGCUCCUUCAGGAUGGCUCCAUCCUGUCCAACGACUUGCGGCUCUCGGAGCUCCGUGGCGGCCGUCUCGAGGUUCCAGCACGGCCAUUUACCCCACCUGAAGAGUUGACCAACAAAGAGAUCACACCCAACUCCGUGACCGCCAAAUUAGCGACGGAGAUCACCUUCACUGGGGCGAAGGAUGGAGACAAGGCAAAGCAACGCGCGGUGGCCAAGAGGGCUUUUGUGAUCCCAGCAUUGCCUGUGUUGCUGGAGAGCGCGUGGAUCACCAUAGAGGAUGAAGCUGAAGUGCUAAAGCUUUGCUACCAGGCUGAAGGCCACGCAGUUGUGGAGGAACAGACGAGCGUCUCACCCACUGACACAGGCGCAGUCACGAAGCUCAUCCCAAGCACUGUCACUCAAGGUACAGCCACCCCAAUUACUCUCACAGGGGCUGCGAAAGCAGCCAAGGCAGUCUUCGUCCCAGUGAGAGCGAAUUGUCGAGACGCUGUGCCGAACGUGGACAUAGACCGGACCGGAAAGGGUGUCUUCACCAUCGAAGGUCCCGGUGGGAAUUAUAAGCUUUGCUAUCAAGCUCCCGGUGGUGGCGACUCAGUGGAGCAGAACCCCGAAACCGGGGCCAUUGCCCUACUGGUGGAGCAGGUUGAGGCCACCAAUGAGAAUCACAUCACUUCGAUUAGCCCAGCCACCGUGACCUCCAAUGUGGCCACCACACUGAAGCUUGCUGGCGCGAAGCAGGGAGACAAGGCAAAAUUCAUUGCAGGGACCUCCUCAUGUGAGGCGGAAACACCACCGGAUAAGGAUAUAGGUGCUGGGCAUGCCUCCUUCAUCGUGAGCGGCGCUGGCACUUAUGUCCUUUGUGUGACAGCCAAAGGAGCUUCCGAUUCUGUCCAGCAGGAAGGCAUCACUUUGACAGUGAUAGCUGCGGGUGCAGCAAGGAACAUGGUGGGCCGGUGGAGCAGCAAGCAAGGGGCCGUGGACUGCUCCAAGUUAUCACAGGUUCCCUAUUGCAGCUCUCAAGGCAGUAGCACCUGUGAUGGCAGCUUUGCCAUUCAGUCAGGCAUUGGCUACAAGUGCUUUUGGAACACAGCCAUUUGGCCUCCCAAGUGCGAUGCCGACAUGUCCACCGAAGAGCGAGGGAUGAUUUGCCAGUCCAAUUCCUGUGGUGGCUCACCGGCCAUGUGCUGGUAA